GAGGGCGCAAGAAGCGGCGCGGGGAUUGGCGGCAGCCGGAUGUUCAAACUAGGAUGGGGCGCCUCUAUUGGCUCGUGGCCGCCGUGGCAGGCCGUGCUCGCUUGCGCUCGGCAGGGUUAUUGUCUGGCGGUUUCGGCGCGGACGCGGGGCCGGAGCUCGGGCGGCGGCAGCAUGGCUGGUGGUAAGGCAGGGAAGGACAGCGGGAAGGCCAAGGCGAAGGCUGUGUCGCGCUCACAGAGAGCUGGGCUGCAGUUCCCUGUGGGUCGGAUCCACAGACACUUGAAGACUCGCACCACCAGCCACGGGCGAGUGGGUGCCACCGCUGCUGUCUACAGCGCAGCCAUCCUCGAGUACCUCACUGCUGAGGUAGGUCCCUGCGCUCGCCUUCCUCUGUCAAAAAAAAAAAAAAUAAAUAAAAAAAAAAAAUUCAUUUCCUUCGGGAUCCCGAGCGUCUUCCCGAUUUCUUGGCAGGUGCUGGAGCUGGCGGGCAACGCUUCGAAGGAUCUCAAAGUCAAGCGGAUCACUCCCCGUCACUUGCAGCUGGCGAUCCGCGGCGAUGAAGAGUUGGAUUCCCUGAUCAAAGCCACCAUUGCCGGUGGAGGUGUCAUCCCCCACAUCCACAAGUCUCUGAUCGGAAAGAAGGGACAACAAAAAACAGCGUAGAGAGGAAAAAAACAAACAAAAACAAACGACAACAAAACAAAAAAACCCCAACAAAAACAAAACAAAAAAAUGGCCCACUCCCUCCCGUCAUCGUACUGUACCUGGGACAGAAGAAAUCUUGGGGAUACAUGGAAUUUUUUUUUUAAGGAAUAGUUCAAAGGAAGAGCAUAGACUAUUGACUGUAGAGAGGAGGAAACAUUGGUAUGGGCUUUAGAUUCAAAGUUUGACACAAAGUUGUACCUUGUCAGGAGGCAGUAGCUGGGGUGGUGGUCGAGGGGCCCGGCUGCUCCCCUGGGUUUUAUACAAAAAUGGAACGGAUAAACCAUUUUUUACAAAAAAAACAAAAAAAAAAAAACCCAAAACAAA
Tyto alba (common barn owl) is the source of this 1029-nucleotide messenger RNA. RefSeq names its product histone H2A.V. Gene Ontology annotation, molecular function: DNA binding; protein heterodimerization activity; structural constituent of chromatin. The transcript has 4 exons. Bases 40 to 663 code for a protein of 207 amino acids. The record is from RefSeq and is a predicted model, not a curated record. Lineage: Eukaryota; Metazoa; Chordata; Aves; Strigiformes; Tytonidae. Gene Ontology annotation, cellular component: nucleosome.